AAACCGAGAGCCCGCGGAUAACAGCGUCCGUCGCAAGGAGGAGGAGGAGGAGGAGGAAAAAUAGAAAAUCAUGGGUCGUCUAAAAGCGCUCGAGGAACGCUGCAGCGGAUCGUGGAAAACGCAAGAGCCGGUGGGCGACGGAGCCGAUGAUCGCAUGUAACGCCGAAUCAAUAACGUCGUGGAAAGAGGGAGGGAAGGGAAGGGAACGGUAGGAGGCUGGGUUCUUCGACUUCGUCUGCUCUGGACAGGAGAGCGACGAAGUGGCAGCGAAGGAGAAGUGCGACGGAACGAGGAGGAAACGAGGAGCGAUGCAGCGCUGAUCGGACAAUGCCGGAUCGCUAGCAGGAAAUUCGACGAUCGACAGCCCUAGCGCCCGGGAGCCAAUCAGGCCGUGAGUAUGGCCACUCCGGUGCUUCAGAGAUCAGCGAGCUCUUUCCACCGAGGCCCGUCGAAUUCCGGGUCUGGAUCGGCGCUGCACCGACUCGGAAGCCAGCGAUCGUCUUCGGUGCACUAUGAUAGGGAUGGAUCGGGCCCCUAUGUGGCCAAUGGAAUUGAAAAUGGCGGAGAAUCUGCGGACGCCUCCGCACCAGCUGCCCUAGAGUUGUUCGAAAAGGAUCCUGUUUUUUCCAAGUUUCUUUCCGACGACUUCAAUGCGGCGCAGUUCGCCAGCGAGGCUCUCGGCAGCGAAUCCGCGUCCGCUGCCUCGGAGAAGUUGGAGGAAGGUAUUCACCUUCUCGAGAAACAGCUGAGGAAUGAAGUUUUCUUCCGUCAUGACCAGCUCCUGCAGCAACUUUCGACUCUCAAGGAGACCGAGAGUGUUCUGGCAGUUGUUCGGGGAGGUGUCGAGAGUCUCCAGGGUUCCGUGCAAAGGGUCAGAUCCGAGAUUGCUGAGCCCUACAAGCAGAUCAAGCUCAAGUCCCAGCAACUCAAUUCCCUGCAUGAUACCGUGGAGCUCCUCCGGUCGGUGAUCAAGGCCCUGAAGCACCUGAGGAAGUUGAGGGAACUCAUGGAGUCGGGAAGUGCCAAAGCCGAUCUUGCCAAAGCAGCCCAGCUCUUCAACGAGGUCGAGACAUUGCGAAAGGAGGCGGAUCUCGCGGGCGUGGAGGUUGUCGAGGAAGAGGUCCCUUGGCUUAUGGAGGUCGGGAACAGGAUUAGAACGGAAGCAAUGAAGAGUCUUGAAGCUGGAAUGGAGGCUCUAAAUCAAGCCGAGGUCGGAAGCGUUUUGCAGGUAUACUACAAUAUGGGCGAGCUGAAGUCUACUGUGGAAAUUAUGAUCAAUAAAUACAAAUCUCAGGCCACCAAGAGUGUGAGCUCUGCAUUAGACAUGAAGGCCAUAUCGUCCACCAUGGGAGGUGGCGGGCCCGGAGGUAUACAGAGAAGUGGCACUCCACAGCUCGGAGGUACUUCACGAGCAAGAGAAGGUCUGUGGCAGAGGUUGGGUACUUGCAUCAAUCAGUUGAAAACGAUUAUGCUCGCUGUGUGGCACUUGCAGCGUGUUCUGGCCAAGAAGAGAGAUCCCAUUUCGCAUGCAGUGUUUCUUGAAGAAGUGACUCAGGCAGGAGAUUCAAUGCUCACCGAACGUGUUUGGGAAGCCCUCGUCAAGUCUUUUGGAAAUCAGAUGAGAUCUGCUUUCACUGCAUCGAGCUUCGUGAAGGAAACCUUUGUCCUCGGAUAUCCGAAGCUGCUAACACUCAUCGACAGCCUGCUAGAAAGCAUUGUACGGGAGACCGACGUUAAGGGUGUACCGCCAGCGAUCAAGUCAGAAGACAGAACGCAGCUGAUCGCGGCUCUAGAACCGUUCCAAACUGCCUACCUCGCGAAGUGUUUGACUAGGCUUUCAGAGCAUGUAAAUAAUAUGUUCCCUUCCACAGUUCGUGGCAGUAUACCUUCUCAAGACCAGAUUGCCAGGCUCGUAUCGCGCGUUCAGGAAGAGAUCGAAGCUGCGAAGGCAGACGGUAGACUCACAUUGCUGGUGUUGAAAGAAGUGAGCAAGAUCCUGCAGCUUCUGGCGGAGAGAUCUGAGUACCAAAUUUCCACCGGUCCCGACUCUCGCCAAGUGUCUGGUCCUGCUACACCCCUGCAGUUGAAAAAUUUCACUCUUUGCUUGCACUUGCAAGAGGUGCACACCCGACUGUCAACGAUGCUGGCAGGCCUGCCUCCGGCCGCUUCCGAGGCUUUGUCAGCUGCACUUGGUUCAGUAUAUGGGGUAGCUUUAGAUUCUAUUACACCUCUCUUCAAAUCCAUGGUUGAGAAGCUGGAAAGUUGCAUCCUGCAGAUCCAUGAUCAGAACUUCAGCUCGGAUGGUGUGGACUAUGUUGAGGGAGAAGACAGUACCUCGAAAUACAUGGACGAUCUUCAGAGAGCUAUCACAUUAUAUCGCAGUGAGUUUCUGUCCAAGUUAAUGGUGGGGUCAUCUUCAGCAGCCAUGGGAGGAGAGUCUAUAUGUUCGAGUCUCGCGAGGAAGAUGGCAUCUCGAGUCCUUCUAUUUUUCGUUCGUCACGCGGCGCUUGUUCGCCCUCUGUCAGAAACUGGAAAAUUGCGAAUGGCUCGGGACAUGGCGGAGCUGGAGCUUGUCGUUGGUCAAAGUUUGUAUCCGGUUGAACAGCUCGGAGCCCCCUAUCAUGCACUCCGCGCAUUCCGGCCUCUCAUAUUUUUGGAUACGUCGCAGUUGUCUGGGAGCCCUUUGUUGAAAGAACUUCCUUUGAGUGUAGUGCUUCAUCAUCUCUAUUCUCGAGGUCCCGAGGAGUUGGAAUCUCCCAUGAAGAAGUUGAGACUUUCGUUUCAACAGUACUCUUUGUGGCUAGACAACCAAGGUGAAGAGCAAAUUUGGAAGGGAAUCAGGGGUACCCUGGACGAUUAUGCCGCGAGAGUGAAGGCGAGGGGAGAUAAGGAGUUUAGUCCAGUGUAUCCGCUCAUGUUGCAACUGGGUUCGUCUCUGAUUGAUCAUGGCCAAGGGAUCAAAUGAGGAUAUGGAGCCUGGCUGACGACAACGUCCCCGAGGCCGAUUAGAGUGUACAUACCGGUUUUUAUUGUGCGUGGUAUUAUUCAUGCACUGUGGGCGUGAGGUUCAUGCCUGUUGACUGGCCAGAGAACCACAAUUCAACUGUCGAGUUUUGCUGGGAAAUACUGCUUUCAGAAAAGGUGAGAUAUGCCAAAAGUAUAAUGAGCAUUACGUAGCAUGUAUGCAAGAACGACAUCCAGAACAUCGUGAAAGAUGGUAAUACAUAUCAACAGUAAUGGAUAAAUUGUUGAAAGAGUUUGACAAUUAUUUGAGCUGGAGAUAAAUAAAACCAUCUCGAACAGGCCAGUGGCAUAUGUAUGUCCUAUCUGUUUCAUAGGACAUUGCAAGUUUGCUGACAUUCCUGUAUUUGAAAGAGGCCCAUCUACAUGGAUUCAAGACAUCUCGCCUACUGCUAGAGUAGAUGCCACCAGUCAAUAUCGCGACCUGACAUGACGAUAUUUUUAACGAAAAGAGUGGAAAGGUCAGAGUACCAGACCUCCUGGUUUGCCCCUACGCUUUUCAGGUGCAGGACUUCCUUUAUUGGAAUGGUUCUGCAAUGAUUGAUGAAGGUAUCGAUGGUAGUUAGAAGUGGCGGGGAAGAAGAUUCAUCAACCAUGAAACAAAUUUCAUGGCAUUUACUCGUAUCAUAGGAAGUCGUCACAGCUUCUGGAUUGAUGUGAUGUGCAUAUCAAGUUCAGCGAUGACUGUGCAAUGGUGUUCGUUGUACAAUAGCAGAGAGUAGACCUGGGUCCAUAGAUGUCAAUAGCUCUUGUUCACAGUGCGUUAUAACAGCGACAGGUAUCUGGUCGAAGUAAUCUUUGACAGUUGCAUAAAUAACCACGAUUUGUUUUCCAAAAGGAAUCAGGCUAUAUCGUGCUUGUGAUGCACUACUUCACUACAUUGACUGUUUGGAACUUGGAUGGAGACGCAAGAACUUGAGAAGAAAUGAUUUUGAAAACUUUUAUAUCAGAUUGUGAGACUUGCAUACGGGUUGGCUGUAUGGACGGUGUAGUGCUCUCGGCAUCAUG
Molecule: messenger RNA, 4029 nt
Organism: Marchantia polymorpha subsp. ruderalis
Lineage: Eukaryota; Viridiplantae; Streptophyta; Marchantiopsida; Marchantiales; Marchantiaceae
Source: the annotation of a GenBank genome assembly